AUGACCUCUUUUGAAGAAGCUGAAACUGAAGAAACAGUAACAUGUCUCCACAUGACCUUCUACCAUCCUUGCCAAAAAGACAAGAUGAUGUUUCGUUGCUUGAACUUCUGUAAGCGAGAACAGGUCAGAGCAGAUGAAAUGGCCAAGUUUGGCCGCGAUUCUAAUGUCUGCCAUUAUAACUUAACGGAUACUCGUGUUUCUCGGAUUCAGUUUUCAUUGCAGUUUUACAGAAAACUGAACAGCUCAGAAUUUUGUUUUGAGAUAAAGAACAUGAGCAAGAAAACAAAACUGCUAGUGGACCAAACAGAACUGGGUUACUUAAACAAAACAGACCUGCCAUGGAAGUGCAUCAUCUGUUUUGGGGACUACCAGAUUUUAGCAGAGGUUCAAGAAGGGGAGUCCGUGGAUUAUUUUGAGACUUACUUGCACUUGACUGAAGUGCCAAUCUUACAAGAAAGAUGCCUGCCAUCACUGCAACCCAUACCGGAGAAUGGCAUUUCUUCUUCCUUGUUUCCUUCCCAAGGCAAAAGCCCCAUGGAGACUGAUGAAAAUGAGUCAUGCUAGCGGGGAGAAGGAGGCUGGAUCAGGAUUUAUCAUUUGCAACCUGCACAACUUCCAAAACUGAAGGCUGUUAUCUCAGUCCGCUGUUCUUGAUGGUUCUCACUGCUGCA
Messenger RNA from Haliaeetus leucocephalus (bald eagle), 671 nucleotides. RefSeq names its product TRAF-interacting protein with forkhead-associated domain (gene TIFA). Gene Ontology annotation, molecular function: protein binding. Gene Ontology annotation, biological process: canonical NF-kappaB signal transduction. The coding region runs from base 1 to 564 and encodes 187 amino acids. Lineage: Eukaryota; Metazoa; Chordata; Aves; Accipitriformes; Accipitridae. The transcript has a single exon. The record is from RefSeq and is a predicted model, not a curated record.